AUGGCACCAGACACUACAUCUACAGUAGAAAUUGAAUCAGACACUAUUUAUUUCACUAGCAAUUCUGCAUACUCAAUUACGCCAGUCGUUUCAACUGUUACGCCCUCUAAACCUACUGAAAAACCAACAUCGCGGGAAGGUGGAACGGAACCGCAAGGUAGAAGUUUAAGUGAACGACUUGAUGUCCCAGCUUCAGUACUCCUGUCUUCCCAAAAAUCAGGUUUAGAGUCAGAGUAUGCGAUAGACGAGGCAGCCGCAAAAUCGAAAAUGGUUAAUACAGUCAUGGCGGAACUUCUGUCUGAUGAGUCGAUUUCGAGUAAAAACCCUAGUCAAGCAGCUGAAAAAGUUAUUCCUGAUGUCCGCACUUCAAAAUCUCCAGCUGUCAAAGAAGCUAGAGAAUCAUCUCCUAAUCAGAAUCCAGAGAAAACUUCUUCACGAACUCCGCAAACAGCAACUCGUAGUAAAUCGAUGAAGUCAGCUGCAACGAGGAAAGCCGAACCUGAUAAUUCCCCUGCUGCUCCCGCUAAGGACCCGGCCAAGAAAUCGUCUGUGGGCCAAGGUGCAAAGAAAGCCUCCCGACAGUCUUCCAAAUUAAAUGAAAAACCAGAUUCCUUGCCGUCCCGUGCCGCGUCUGAGCAAACCAGAACAACUACGUCAUUUUCAGCGGAUGCAGCACGAAGAGCUUCAUUCGCAAAAACACCUAUAGUUUUUGACCCUAGCCAACAAAUUUUUGGCGUAGCUGAUCCCACGAUGAUUGCAACAGAUGAUGACGGUAAUGUUCAAGGGCCUUCCAUGAUGAGGGAGGAAAGCACGAAUACUCGGACGAACCGCCGCUUCAUACGCGUGCGUUAUGACGAAGGUAGAAGUGGAGACCAGAGUGCGUAUGACAGAGAAGAUGAAGGAGGACUGGAUGAAAGGCUUAGAAGAGUGACAUUGGAUAGCGACGAGCCGGACAAGAGUGCAGCCGAGAGUAUUGGUGAUGAUGACGAUGAUGAAGAUGAUUCCACUUCCACCCCUAAGCCGAAAGUGUACCGUCGAAGUUCUGGAGACUGAGUUACUCGAUUACCUGUCCAGAUUAUUCAACCACCUGCACCGAGAAAGAACUACCUACAAUAU
This is a messenger RNA of Helicoverpa zea (corn earworm), 1116 nucleotides long. RefSeq lists its product as uncharacterized. NCBI's taxonomy places the organism in Eukaryota, Metazoa, Arthropoda, Insecta, Lepidoptera, Noctuidae. The transcript has 2 exons. The coding region runs from base 1 to 1053 and encodes 350 amino acids. The record is from RefSeq and is a predicted model, not a curated record.